Molecule: messenger RNA, 1057 nt
Organism: Episyrphus balteatus (marmalade hoverfly)
Lineage: Eukaryota; Metazoa; Arthropoda; Insecta; Diptera; Syrphidae
Gene: Ho
Product: heme oxygenase 1
Exons: 2
Coding region: 136-876 (246 amino acids)
Biological process (GO): heme oxidation
Molecular function (GO): heme oxygenase (decyclizing) activity
Source: RefSeq, a predicted model, not a curated record
AAAAAAACAAACAACAAAAAUAAAAGACAUUUUACUUUUUGCGCAGUAAAAGUCGGCACAAAAUAAACAAGAAAGUAAAAAAAUAAAAUCAUUUCUAUUCAAGAAUCAAGAAAUAAAUCAAAUUGUUCUCGCAAAAUGAGUGCUACAACAACAGAAGAAGAUUUUCCAACUCAGCUAAAAAAAGCCACAAGAGAUGUCCAUAAAAUAAGUGAUGUUCUUGUGAAUGCAAAGUUUGCUUUGGCUCUUUCAAAUGACAAAGUUUGGGCCGAUGGACUUUUAUCCUUCUACGAAAUUUAUAAAUUCUUCGAGGAAGAACUUCCCGAAGAAUUACUUCCAAAAGAAUAUCAUCGCAUUGCCGGCUUCGAAAAAGAUUUUGAAUAUUUUCUUGGCAAAGAUUGGCGACAAACUUACGAAAUCAAAGAACCCGUCAAGAAAUAUCUCGAACACUUGCGUGAAGUCAACAAAAAAGAUAAAAUUCUCCUCUUUGCCUAUGCUUUUCAAAUGUACAUGGCAUUAAUGUCCGGUGGGCAAUUGUUGCAACGCAAACGAAUGAUUGCUAGAAAGUUGACAAUGUCUAAAAAAGAAGACGAUGAAGAAGAAACUGUUAAGCCCGGUUGUGAAGCAACAUGGUUUGGGUAUAAGAAAAUACCAGAGCUUAAGGCAAAAUUGAAGUCUAUAUUAAAUGAGAAAUACAAGGAAUUUGAUGAGGACAUGAAAAAGGCAUACAUUGAAGAGAGUAGAAAUGUUUUCAUAUUCAACAAUGAAGUUAUACGAUCAGUGAAAGGAGUUAAUCAGGCAAAUGCAAUACAAAUGCUUGUGUUUGUUGGAAUGGUUACAAUUGCAUUCAUUUUGAAAUGGUAUUUGCUUCCAAAAUAGGAAUUUUUUAAAAAUAUUUUUUAAAUAAUUUUCAAAUCAUAUAUUUUUGUAUUAGAAAUAGUAGUUAAUGUUAAAUUUAUCCUAAAUGUUCCAAGCCUAUUGACCUUUUAAAAUAAAUAUACGUGACGUGAUAAUCAAUAUCACAGUAGGUACUUUGACCUACAGCUAUGGACUAAAGAAA